GCCGGCACGCGGCGCUCGCGCUCCCAGCUUAAAUGAGCCUGGCGCCCGCCACUUCAGUGGAGCCCGCGCCACGGCCGCGGGCGGAGCUGCUCGCGCCUCGUCCCGUGCUUUCGCUUCGGCGCGCCUCAGCUCCGGGGCGGUCGAUGGAACGGGACGCCGCGCAGUCGGAGGCGGCGACCGUCGGGGAACGGGGACGACGCGGGACCCCGCCGAGGGGCUGGGGCAUGGCGGGCCGCGGCAUCUGAGCCCUGUCCCGCGGGGAGGGGAGGCAGCCUGCUGGCCGGCGAUGGGGACGGAGCGGGGCUGCAGCCGCCGCCGCGCAGGGCCGUGAGCGCCGCGCCGCCGCCGCCUCAGUCCCUUCGCGAAGAGCCGGGCCGCUCGGGAACAUGGCCCUGGAGCAGCUCUGCUCGGUCCUCAAAGUGUUCUUAAUAACAAUACUUGUAGUGGAAGGGAUUGCUGUGGCCCAAAAGACCCCAGAUGGACAAAAUAUUGGAAUCAAGCAUGUUCCUGCAACCCAGUGUGGCAUUUGGGUUCGAACCAGCAAUGGAGGUCAUUUUGCUUCACCAAAUUAUCCUGAUUCAUACCCACCAAACAAGGAGUGUAUCUACAUUUUGGAAGCUGCUCCACGUCAAAGAAUAGAAUUAACCUUUGAUGAACGUUAUUAUAUAGAGCCAUCAUUUGAGUGUCGAUUUGAUCACUUGGAAAUUCGAGAUGGGCCGUUUGGUUUCUCUCCUCUUAUAGAUCGUUACUGUGGCAUGAAAAGCCCUCCAUUAAUUAGAUCAACAGGGAGAUUCAUGUGGAUUAAGUUUAGUUCUGAUGAAGAACUUGAAGGACUUGGAUUUCGAGCGAAAUACUCAUUUAUUCCAGAUCCAGAUUUUACCUACCUAGGAGGUAUUUUAAAUCCCAUCCCAGAUUGCCAGUUUGAGCUCUCGGGAGCUGAUGGAAUAGUACGUUCUAGUCAGGUAGAACAAGAAGAAAAAACAAAACCUGGCCAAGCAGUUGAUUGCAUAUGGACAAUUAAGGCUACUCCAAAAGCUAAGAUUUAUUUGAGGUUCCUAGAUUAUCAAAUGGAGCACUCAAAUGAAUGCAAGAGAAACUUUGUUGCAGUCUAUGAUGGAAGCAGUUCUAUUGAAAAUCUGAAGGCCAAGUUUUGCAGCACUGUGGCCAAUGACGUAAUGCUUAAAACAGGAGUUGGAGUGAUACGAAUGUGGGCAGAUGAAGGUAGUCGACUUAGCAGAUUUAGAAUGCUCUUUACUUCCUUUGUGGAGCCUCCCUGCACAGGCAGCACAUUUUUUUGCCAUAGCAACAUGUGCAUCAAUAAUUCCUUAGUGUGUAAUGGUAUUCAAAACUGUGCAUACCCUUGGGAUGAAAACCAUUGUAAAGAAAAGAAAAAAGCAGGAGUAUUUGAACAAAUCACUAAAACCCAUGGAACAAUUAUUGGCAUUACAUCAGGGAUUGUCUUGGUCCUUCUCAUUAUUUCUAUUUUAGUACAAGUGAAGCAGCCUCGAAAAAAGGUCAUGACUUGCAAAACUGCUUUUAAUAAAACAGGGUUCCAGGAAGUGUUUGAUCCUCCCCAUUAUGAACUGUUCUCACUAAGGGACAAAGAAAUUUCUGCAGACCUGGCAGACUUGUCAGAAGAGCUAGACAACUACCAGAAGAUGCGGCGUUCCUCCACUGCCUCCCGCUGCAUUCACGACCAUCACUGUGGAUCGCAGGCAUCCAGUGUCAAACAAAGCAGGACCAACCUCAGCUCCAUGGAACUUCCUUUCCGAAAUGAUUUUGCACAACCACAGCCAAUGAAAACAUUUAAUAGCACCUUCAAAAAAAGUAGCUACACUUUCAAACAGGCACAUGAGUGCCCUGAACAGGCCCUAGAAGACAGAGUGAUGGAGGAGAUUCCCUGUGAAAUUUAUGUCAGGGGACGAGAAGAUUCUGCACAAGCAUCCAUAUCCAUCGACUUUUAAUAUUCCACUCAAGGUGACACGUGGGUUACUAACUACAUGAGUAUACAUUCUACACAAUACCCAUGCUAUUUCUGGCAGCCAGUCCCUUCCCCUGUCAAAACUAAGGAUGACCUUCAUCUGCUAUUAACCUGUUGUAAUGAUGACAUCUUUAUUAUCUCAGGCAGUCUAUACAUGUUAAAUCAACAAAGGAGCUUACUGUAUGCAGUGGAAAAAGUAAUAUGCUGCUGCUUGAUGUCAUAUAAACCGAGCACCACCGGUGAGAUGGCACUUGAAGAGGGGAGUGGUUGUGUUGAGCCAGGCUCAGGCUGCCUCCUAGUUUUAGCAAAAGGCGUACUGCUCUUGACUGAUAACCGCUCUGUCAAUAUUUUGGUCCCACCAUAAACUUAAAAAUAAGAUUUUCUUUUACAUAUUUUUUCUCUAACCUUGAUUGUUUUAUGAACCUACAAUUUUACCCUUUGAGUUUCUUAUAUAAAAAUAAGUGGUUCGUGUACCACAUACUUCAGCAUAGGCUUUUGUUCUGUAAAUGUGUCGAAAACAGCUAGUUACCAUGAUAAGUGCCAAUUAAGACCCAGAGUUGUGUUUCAUCCAUCUGUUUCUUGACUAAUUUCUCUACUUCUGCGUUUUUGUUACUGGAUGCUUAGUCCUUAUUUUCUGUGAGAAGUAGUAGAUGAUGUGAUUUAUCACCUUUAAAUCAUAUUUUGUGUUAGUUACACUAGAAGAUUUCAUAACCCUGGGUAUAUGCCAUUACCAUUACCAGUUAUGACUAAGAAUUUGAGGAAGAUAACAACUUCUAGUUAGCCUUUGGAAUUUCCCAAAUUUGGUCACAUUCAGUGAUGGCCCAUUCAUUCCAGUACACAGAGUGAAUUCACUUUGGGGGAGGUCUGCAGUUACAUAUGCAUUGAUUCUUACCUUCUUAUUUUUAUGAAAGAUUAUUUAACGCUCUGUGUUGGUUUAUCUUAGAACAAAUGCGAACCAAGUUUUAUGAGUUACAGGGAAAUUCCUAAGCAACUGUAAGCUUUUAGAUCACCUCUUACAUGGGACAGUACAUUUUUCUAGCUCUUAGCAAAAAUAACAACUUCCCCUUUUUUUUAAACUGCACUUUUGACCUUAUGUUUUUUAUGGUAUAUGAAACAAUAAUUUAUAAACAUGAUAUAAAAACUCAUUUUUUUUUAGACUUUUGAUAUUAUUUGAUACUGGACAAACUUUAUUAAAUCAAAAUUAAAGAUCUACACUACAGAUUUUGUUCAGUGUUCACAUUAGAAGCUUUGUGUACAAAUAUGCUGCGAUGGAACUAUACACUAUAAUUUGUUGUAAAGAACUUGGUAAUGUGUACAUAAGCUUUUUCUUUUGUUACUAUAUUUAGUUUGUGAUAAAUUCUUCACUGUGUGAUAUUUAUUGCUUCAUGUCACUACACAGAUCACAUACAUUGUUACAUGGUCCUUCAGUCAUGUAUAUUUUGGAUCUAAAAAAAUAUGGAAAGGGAUCCAUUUGCCAAAUUAUAACAGAUACAAGUACCAUUUAAAAGAGAGAAAUUCUCGUUUUAAUAUUUUUAUAGUAAAUUCUCAAAUGAGAAGUUGGAGUUUCACUGGAUUUCAUUUUAAAUAUUAUAUAGAUAUGUUCUCUUAGAUUAGUGAAAACUGUGACCUUAAAUAUAUACACAUAUAAAUACUGCCUCAAAAUGUGUUUCUUUUGUCACAUGUUUUAUUUUUAAAAAAGUAAAUAUCCAGGAGAUGAGGAAUCUACACAUGGUGCAUUUAUGAUUUAAUUUCCUGUUUUAAAAAUACAAUUUGGAAAGGCAAACAAAGUAAUAUUUUUCAAAGAGCUAAUACAAGAGACAUUGGAUAGUUUAGUUUUUUCAGUAACUAUGCUGAAUGGACACUUUUGUAGAUUACUUAUAUGAGGCAGCAUUGGAACUGCAUAGUAAAUAAUACAACUGUGGUCUCAUUCCUCAAAGUAAUGAAAGGGAAAUUAGCUUAUUUUAUAUGUAAAAUUAUAUCCAUAAAAGCUGUUAGACCCAUCAUAACCUAUAGGUUAUAGUAGAAAAUAAUGCAGUAUGCUUAACUACAUUAUCUAGUCACUUGUCACCAUAUUUUUAUUUCUCAGUUUGUAUUCUGCUUUCUUUAAAAGGGCUUGAAAAAGCCUACAAAACACAGAGCCUUUAAAGAAGACACUUUAACAUUCAGAUAGCACAGAAAUACAUGGUUUCCCAAGGGAAAUUUGGAUAGUAAAUUUGGUUCUAAAUUUUCUGUCAGUUUCUCCCUCUUACCAUAGAAAACCCAAACUUGGCAGCAAAGGCUACUUUUCUCUAAGACAUAAUGCUCUUUAUACAGGACAGCGUGGCCCCAGAAUUUUAAAAAGAAGCAGAAUUUGGACAUAAAGGUAAAUCUUAACCCAACAAAGGCGCAGCUAAGUUUGGGAGCAUUGGUUUCUGAUGUGUCUUUUUGCAGGGAAGGAAGUAAAGGACUAGACGAUGACCAGCUAAGCCAGCCCUAGACUGCCAUGGGUUUUGACUCCAUGGAGCCAUGGAUGGGUGUUAGGUCUCCGUUGUUUCUUAGCCACACUUGCUGUGGGGUAUAGGGAAAGAGAACAGAGCUAUCAAAUUUCAGGAGUUACUGCCAGAAUCUGACUGCUGCAGAUAUAAUCUUUCAUCUCUGAGUUUAGUGGGACUACUUUACAGAUUGUUUAAAGAGAAAGCCAUAAAUUUUAGUAAUGGAAGACAUGAAAUUUAGCCAUCUUGUUGAAGUUACAGCCUCUUACACGACCCCAGUGGUAAGCACGAGGAUACUUCAGAAAGUUUGUGGCAAAAUGAAAUCCAAAGGCAAGUGUAUUUUGGUGCAGAAAUUUUUUGAACCCAUGCACAGUUUUUUUAUAACACAUUUUUCAUGAACUUUCUGAAGACUCAUUAACAAAAUGUAAAUCUGGAAGAGGUAAAUAAUUUCAAUUCAGGGACAGAGUUAAAUUCACUUCCAUGAUAUUGUCAUCAUCUAUCCCAAAUUUAACUCAAAAUUUUAACAUUUUGCAACAUCUGAAAUAUGUCGGGAUAUACUGAGAUAUUCCUUUAUUCAGGAAAGGAGGUAGAAUAAAAUUUCAACAAAGUUUUUCACAGAUUUAAAAGACUCCUUUGAUUUAACAGCUCAUCUGUCAGUGUCAUUUCAUAUAAUUAUUCAGCAUUAAAAGAACUUCCUUACAUGCCUCUGAACAUUUUUGUAUCUAAUGAGGAGGAUGCAUGUUUGCUUCAGGAUUGUGUCAACUGGUGAGACAGGCUGGAAAAAACCUCACUGCAGUUCCAGGAGUCAUUCUCAAAGGAGACGAUGCUGUCAGUGCAAAGUGGUAUCUGUUCUAUUGAACAUAGUAAAAAUACGCCUUGAAUCACACUCGAGACCCAGAAGAAAGUUCGACUUUUGAGUGUUUCUAAAGAUUCAAGAAAGAUAAUUUGGUGCAACUUUAAAAGGGUUGAGAAGAUUGGAACCCGAAGAAUCCAAGUGAGUACCAUGUCUCAGAAGUCCUGCCCGAGUGCUUUUUCCUUGGUUUUAGGCUGUCACCCUGCUUUUGCUGGCUGUAAGUUUUAAAAGUCAAGCAGCUCUCAACAAUCCAGAUGUUCCAUUUAAGCUUGUCAUUCUGAUUUAAAAUGUAAUUUAUUCUAUAAUGGGUUUUUUCCCCAGAGCGUUAUAUUUCACCCUUUUUGUUUAUAUAUGUAACACCAUGUUGUUCUGUAAUUUUGUUGCCAUGAUUCCUUGGCACCUGCAAAUUCUGUAAGACAAUUAUUGUGAAUUCUUAAUAAACACUGUUUGUUAACAAUA
Oryctolagus cuniculus (rabbit) is the source of this 5764-nucleotide messenger RNA. It is a transcript of the gene NETO2, whose product is annotated as neuropilin and tolloid like 2. Lineage: Eukaryota; Metazoa; Chordata; Mammalia; Lagomorpha; Leporidae. The record is from RefSeq and is a predicted model, not a curated record. Gene Ontology annotation, molecular function: ionotropic glutamate receptor binding. Gene Ontology annotation, cellular component: postsynaptic density.